UUAAUUUCAGACCUGAUGGAAGUGAAGGAGGAGAGUGAAGAACUGAGUGAAGUGGAGGAGAAACAUCAUGACAAACCUGGAGAAAAACCUUUGAGUCGCUCAUAUUGGUCAUUGAUAUUUUUAAAGAAAAAAGCCAAGAAAUCUUUCACCUGCACUCAGUGUGGAAAGAGUUUCACAACAAAGCAAAGUCUUGAUCGUCACACUAGGAUCCACACUGGAGAGAAGCCGUUCACAUGUGAUCAGUGCAGGAAGAGCUUCACAUUCAAAAAGAAUCUUGAUGUUCACAUGAGAGUUCACACCGGAGAGAAGCCAUAUGUAUGCAAUCAGUGUGGGAAGAGAUUCAGCCGAUCAGAAAACCUUGAAAGUCACAUGAGGAUCCACACCGGAGAGAAACCCUUCAUGUGUGAACAGUGUGAAAAGAGAUUCUCAAUCAAACAGUCUCUUAAGAUUCACAUGAGAGUUCAUACAGGAGAGAAGCCACAUGUAUGCCAUCAUUGUGGGAAGAGUUUCAGUCAAUCAUCAACCCUUAAGAUUCACAUGAGUAUCCACACCGGAGAGAAGCCAUUCACAUGUGAUCAGUGUGGAAAGAGCUUCACAAUCAAACAUAGUCUUGAUCUUCACAUGAGAGUUCAUACUGGAGAGAAGCCAUAUGCAUGCAGUCAAUGUGGGAAGAGCUUCGGCCGAUCAGAAAACCUUGUAAGUCACAUGAGAGUCCACACCGGAGAGAAGCCGUUCACAUGUGAUCAAUGCAGCAAAACAUUUUUUAGGGCAUCAAACCUGAAGGAACACCUGACAGUUCAUACGAAGGAGAAGCCACAUUCAUGUUCUGUGUGUGGAAAGAGUUUUUCACUGCGGCAACAUUUACAAGUACAUCAGAAAAUCCACACUGGUGUGAGAGAGUACAUGUGCUUCGAGUGUGAGAAGAUGUUUACUACAGCAAACAGUUUAAAACUGCAUGAGAGGAUUCACACUGGAGAAAAACUUUACAAGUGUUCACACUGUGACAAGAGAUUCAGUCAGCCAGCAAAUCUAAAAAUACAUGAGAGGAUCCACACUGGAGAGAAACCUUACAAGUGUUCACACUGUGACAAGAGAUUCAGUCGGUCAACACAUCUAAAAACACAUGAGAGGAUCCACACUGGAGAAAACCUUUACAAGUGUUCACAAUGUGACAAGAGAUUUUGUCAACCAGCAAAUCUGAAAACACAUGAGAGGAUUCACACUGGAGAAAAACCUUAUAAGUGUUUGUACUGCAAUAAGAGAUUCAGUCGAUCAACAUAUCUGAAAACACAUGAGAGGAUCCACACUGGAGAGAAGCCACACAUGUGUAAUCAGUGUGGAAAGAGUUUCACUAUUAAAAGUCACCUGAAGCGACACAUGAAGAUCCAUACAGUGGAGAAACCACAUCACCACAGUCUGAAAUCACUGUCAUCUUUAUGUGCUGAACAACAACCCCAUUUUACUUGCAGUGACUGGUGGGCAUAUCAAUAGGACAAAAUUCUCACAAUGUAUUCAGACACCCCUCGUUGUCUCAUUUAAAGAAAUCAAUUUUUAUGGUUAACUCGAUCAAAAACUUUGGAUGCAUCAAGAUAUUUUCUAAAACUUUAUAAAGAAUACUGGCAAGAGCUAUGGGCCUAUAAUUAUCUAAACUACCCACCAUUCCAGCUUUGUCCUUAAUAACUGGCACUAACAAAACAUUAAAUCUGGUAACAAACCAUGAAUCAUAAAACCAGUAAAACAGACAGCUAAAAGUGGGGCUAACCUCUUACUUCCAUAUUUAAGAUGUUCAGCAGAGAUAUGGUGUAAGGAACCCCCCAUCGGCCAAAUGAACGGAAUCCGACGGCCGGGGCGAAGGGUUAAGGUGUGUAUGUCUUUGCAGCGCCCCUGUGAAGUUCACUCAAUUUUUAGAAUUUGGUUUCAAUUUUACUUUAACUGCUCAUUUAAUCUGACUCCAAUGUCAAUGAUUAUUACUCUUACAUCGUGUUUCUAAUUAAGGAAUUAAUCAUUGGUUAUGUAUUAAUUUAGAUAUUUGAUUAUUCUGGGUAUCCCAUACUUCCAAUUAUUCAUUCAUCAGGGACCCAAUGCCGCUCAGAGAUACUCGCCCCGGGUUUGUGGUAAAGUCUGAUCUUCGUCAGAGUGUGUAAUAAGUUGGCUAAUACCUUUAGUCGGUUGCCUACUGCUCACUCGUACAAAAAAUGUAUUUAAUUUAGCCACUUCCAUACAUCUUGCUAAAACAGUGGUAGACAGAAAUCAAAAGGUCUUCAGAUGAAGUGCCUACUGCUCCUUCAUUCAUGCACCUUCAGUUUGUUCUACCCUGGACACAGAUUUACAGUAGCAUUAGCCUUCCAUAAUCUACUGGUCAUAAUAACGGAUGGAUGUGGAUGAAGGCAUUUUCAGCUCAUACGCGUUGAUCCCGCUCACUGCCAGUAUAAAGCUUGGACAUGUCCGAAAAAUUAUUAAUAAAUUUACGAUUGUGUUCAUCAGAAAGAUGAAAGUCAUAUACACCUAGGAUGGCUUGAGGGUGUCGUCAGACAAGAUGACUGCCACACCAGAGCCUCCAGCUAUCACAGACACUUUGCCAGAGCCUCCAGCCUUCACGGGUGCCUCACCAGAGUCUUCAACCAUUAUGGUUGUUGCACAUGAGGAUUUUAAGGCUUUCCCGAAAGCUCAAGAGGCUUGGCUAUAAGUCUGGAGGACACACUACUGAAGGCAAUGAGAGCAGCUGGCAUCUCAGCAGUAUUGUCAAGUCUGGGGGUCUCUGAGGAAGGCCCCAGCGUCCACUGUUCUCCCUGUUACAGCAGUGACCAUCUGUAGUGUUUGGGCAGUGCACUACUCUUCAGUUGAUGAGUCAGCUCCAGAGACCUCUCCAACCUAUGAGAUUGUUCCAGAGCCCACUUCAGCCCAUGAGUCCGCUCCAGAGC
Megalobrama amblycephala (Wuchang bream) is the source of this 2921-nucleotide messenger RNA. RefSeq names its product zinc finger protein 271-like. Gene Ontology annotation, molecular function: DNA-binding transcription factor activity, RNA polymerase II-specific; RNA polymerase II cis-regulatory region sequence-specific DNA binding. Gene Ontology annotation, cellular component: PcG protein complex; transcription regulator complex. The transcript has a single exon. The coding region runs from base 16 to 1491 and encodes 491 amino acids. NCBI's taxonomy places the organism in Eukaryota, Metazoa, Chordata, Actinopteri, Cypriniformes, Xenocyprididae. The record is from RefSeq and is a predicted model, not a curated record. Gene Ontology annotation, biological process: regulation of transcription by RNA polymerase II.